This is a messenger RNA of Etheostoma spectabile (orangethroat darter), 4429 nucleotides long. RefSeq names its product kelch domain containing 7A (gene klhdc7a). Gene Ontology annotation, molecular function: protein binding. NCBI's taxonomy places the organism in Eukaryota, Metazoa, Chordata, Actinopteri, Perciformes, Percidae. The transcript has a single exon. The record is from RefSeq and is a predicted model, not a curated record. The coding region runs from base 1309 to 3588 and encodes 759 amino acids.
UGAUCUCCUUAGCUAUAAGAGAAAACAGGAAACACCUGCUGAAAAAAUGUCUUUUGGGCCUUCUGUUCUUGUUCAGUCACAUGUUGCACACCAAUCAUGGAUGGCACAGGCAAGAAGAGGGGAAGUGCCACACUACAAUGCACAUGGCUGACUUUCCUGUUGUUUUUUUCUCAGCGGUGUUCUAGUUCACCUGAGCUGGGAGCAAUGGUGAGGAUAAGAAGAAGCCUCUUUGGCCCGUCUGUGAAUUAUUCAGUAGUCAACCAUGAAUCGGGUUUCCUUUAUGUCGUCUGCCGGCUUGGCUAUCGGAUGACCAAACAGAGCCCGUGUCAGCUUGGACACCUGACACACCCUGUGUAUGCCUCCCCAUGUGAUGCACCUUCGAAACGCUCCACAGAGUGCUGCUAAAAAACAACAACACUGUACUGUUGCCGACUGCAGAUUCCCUUAACUGUGUUGUAUCGGCAACACAAAUGACAGUCUGACAGCUCCGACUGAGAGACAUGACAGAGAUGUAUGUUCAGUGUAGUGUAUGGAAAUGAAUGACACUGUCAGGUUUCUCUGUGGACACUCUUUCCAUCUGUUAUCUGUAUUAUUUACAGUGCUGUGGUUAUAAUUCCAAGCGACUGCCAUUUUGUUUUCCGACGGCAAUCUUCAGCUUAUCUUUAGAGGGAGUCAUUUUAGCAUCUGCACUGGCACCGAAAAGGACCUUUGAUCUGUGGCAUGGCUGUGCAAACAGAUGUAUCCUGGUUAUUAAGUACUUGAUAAAUGUCACCUAUCAUAACUCCCCACCCCUUAUUCAAACCGUGUGUACCUCCUGCAGCUCCAGUCGUUUGUUUGAGCAAGUUAAGGAGCGUGAUCUAUCAUAUUUUAACAGACAUUUUCACAAAUUGGCAUAAUAAAGAAUGACCUGAACCACUCCUGUUUUAACAAAAAGCAAAAUAUGUAACAUAACAACUUAGCAAAAACAAAGAGAUAGUUUGGGGUAAAGCUUGGGUGAGUCAGCAAAUUGCAUAACCAAAUAUUGAUCUAUGAGGGAUUUACAUAGUCUGUGUAUGGUUAUUGAAUCUGACUUGCCACAGGUGACCAGCGUGACUAAGUGCCCCGCCUCUACAGUGCCAGGGAUGCAAAUAGUACCUUCAGACAUAUCAUUUUACACGUGAUCCUUUGGGCAAAGAGGCACAGUCAUCAGAUCACAGCAGCUCCUUCACAAUGAAAACCAGACAGCAUGCUACCGUCAACUGAGACGCAUUGGCAAUAACAUUCAAUAGGAUCAGUCAACCAAUCGUCCCCACCGUCACUGCCACAGCUAUGCCCAUUGCUAAUCUUUUAGGAGUCCAGUUCGACAUGCAGCUGGUGUUGAAACUGAGUCUCUCUGUGGCUGCCGUGCUGCUGGUUUCAUGGGCCUACAGGUUCUACAGCUCCAGGGAUGCAAAGAAAAUCCAGCGCUGCGUCAACGACAACAAAGAGCCAGAAAAUGCAACCUGUCAAAAUUGCAAGAUGACGCUACGAUGUCAAAGCCCACCAACACAUGACAGCAAAGAAGGGGGCAAGCGACCCGGACCCUCAGCUACUGAUGACCUGACAUCGGACAGCACCAAGGAAACGCCAGCUGAAUGUCCAUGCAGAGCUGAAAAAAGUGAGGGUGCAUUUAGCAUGCUGUAUAGUGACCAGGAUAUCAGCAUAAAAGGACAUAUAUUCACUCAUCAGCAGCAAGCAGAGGUUUCCACCAGUAAUAUUUCAUUUGGAUCUGCUUUGAACCUUCCUCAUCGAGCUGAGAGUGGGAUGGCCAGUGCAACGGGGCGCCGCUCCCCUUGCUUUUUGCAGAAGCUGGAGGGCAGCAUGGGUGUGGGCAGGGAGUUAAGGCAAGACUCGGAGCACCAGGGGGCCUACUCUAGCUUCCUCUCCAAGGCAGAAAUCAAAGUGGAAGAUGCCAACAUAGUGCUCGAGGGCUCAGGAGAGCAGAUUGUGCGUGGAAAGAUAUAUGAUUACUAUGUUGAGUCUUCCUCUCAUUCUAUUACAGAUUCAAACUCUGUGCAGGGUCAGUAUGAGAGGAACUCUGAGUAUCAGCCAGUGGAGCUUGGAAGUCAUGACAGCAGCCUCGCAGACUCUCCGUCCUCUUUGAGCCCCAUCAUCAUGCGUGAUCUGUUUUUUCCACAAAGCACUGUUCAGGAUCCCUCCUCACUUGGAAGCCUCAAACUGAGGCACCCUGCAAGGCCUGUACUCCUACGCAAGGAGAGCUAUCUGUCUGCAGCAGAGCAGUCAGAGCUUCCCAUCCCCUUUCUAAACUCAGGAGUCUCGGCUCCAAUGACUCACUCUCUGGCCCAAAGCAGCAAUGAGUCCAUCUCCGUUCACCCUAUGAUCCGUCACUCUACAGACAGCAAAGGCCUCAAUGUGAAGGAGGGGGCAGAGCCAGAGACGGCAGCAGCAUUUUUACACCUUCCAGCAAAAACUCUCGACGGCACAGAUUUGGAAAGCUUAAAAAGUAAUCUCGAUCUGGGUAACUGUUUGGAGACCCUCUGUCUGGCCAAGAAACAUGGCCAGACCUCUGUGCAGCAAGCGGCCCUGGGUGUCAUGUCAGACAACUACCUCCAAGUGCUCAGGGACCCCAACCUUUACGGACGGCUAAUGGCUGGUGAGCGCGAGUACAUCCAGAAGCAGAGAAUGAAAGGUAGACGCUUUGUCAUGGUGGCAGAUAUGGACCCUCAAGACUGGGCGAGGAACACAGGAGGGAAGACAGCAGAGACAGAGCAGAGGAGGACAUCGAGUGCAGUGUACUGUUACGACGACCACAAAGACGCCUGGCACAUGCUCUGCCUGAUCCCACAGGAGGUCAUCUCUAAAGCCUGUGCCAUGUGCACAAUGGAUAACUACUUAUUUGUGGCACUGGGCUGCCAGGGCACAGCCAGAGAAAUGACACCCUCAAAGCGAGUGUUUUGUUUCAAUCCUCUGACAUCAAUUUGGAAGGAGAUCAGUCCUAUGAACGAAGCCAGGCCUCGCUGCAAACUGGCAGCUCUGGAGGGCUACAUCUACGCCAUUGGAGGGGAGUGCCUCUCCUCAGUGGAGCGCUACGACCCGCGAUUGGACAGAUGGACUUUUGUGGCUCCACUGCCUAAUGAAACAUUUGCAGUGGCGCAUCACGUCACAGUGUGCAGCGGAGAGCUUUUUGUUUCUGGGGGAACUCUUAGAUAUAUGUUACUGCGCUACAGCCCCAAAACCAACACCUGGAAGCCAAGUCUGUUAGUAGGAAGCAAAGACAGAACUGCUGAUAUGGUAGCUGUGGGGAGAUUUUUGUAUCGGUUUGAUGUGAACCCCCUGCUGGGUGUCAGUGUAUACCGCUACCAUACAGUGGCUCGAAUGUGGUACGAGUGCAGCUCCAAAAGGCUUCAGCGCUGCCCCGCCUUCCAGUGUGUCACGACUGACAACACAAUCUAUUGCGUCAACCGCCAGUUCACCAUGAGGUUUGAGGCUGAUGGGAUCUCUCCAGGUUUCAUAGAUGAGACUUUGAGUGUUCUCACUGCGGCGAAGGGCAUACUUUUCCCCUUUGUUCUUUCCCUCCCGGAUAAGAAGCCUCGGCAGACCAGUGUGUAAGGAGGAUUCCGUUUUCCAUUAAUGAUUAAUGAUCAGGUGGUGAUGAAGUAUUCAUACAGGAGAAUGCUUUACAUCCAGUUUUUUGGACUGAAUGAGUUUUGCUUUGCCCAGGUUUAUGCACAACUCCGCUUCAAAUGUUAUUGCAAAAAUUGUAAUUACUGUUUUUUAGGUGUUAUUAAGAUCACCUUUCUACCAAGCCAGAAACUUUCUGUUUCUUAAACUACUUUAUUGUCUUGGAUUGGGUAUUGCACAAAGAAGUGUGUGUUUCUUAUGUCUCAGUCUCUGGCAGUAGAGGUAAAAUAUUAGACUCUUAUAGUCAAACCGAUGUCUGCUUAGAUUUACGGAUGUGCUGCCAUGAAAAUUGUUUGCUUCUUUGAUUUGCCACUCCUUUCUGCCAUUAAGUUAGUUUUAUAUCAUUCCAGAUGCUAAACCUCUUAAGAUAAUUCAUAAAUAAGUCUCAGAGUAAAUGAGCCCAUUCAGCUCUAACACAUUUCCAAGAUUGAGCAAUACAGUGAUAAUUUAUCACUGUGCUCCACUGUGUAGGGCGCACAUAUAACUUACACAGUGGCCUGGAUACAGUUCAAUUAUAUGCAGUUGCUCUUUAAAUAUGACAAGAUUUAAAUGGGUUUGUCAUACAAUAUAGAUAAGUGGGCUUCUAAAAGCCUUUGUCACCACUUUUGAAACAUUUCCAAUCCUCAGACUUGCUGUUAUUUUUGUAAUUGUAGUCACUCUCCUUAGGUUUGCCAGGAGACUGAGUCUUUGAUGUAUCUUUGUUCAUUGUACCAACUAAAUCUCUUUGUUUUGUUAUCUAUCAUUUUAUUAAAUACACAUAUGAAUGUCA